UGCGAAAUGGAAGACCAUUGUCUCGUAAUAGCAGGGGAGUGGGUGUGCGGCGAAAACGCGAAAUGGGAUUUUGUCGUUGACAAGCAAUGGAUGUCUAGAAUUCUUCCAAUGAGAGAGAGUAUGAAAAUUGUUGAUUUGAAAGCAGAGGUUUUGAAGGAGUUUAUCGAUGGCGCAUUGUCUGGGGAGACCGUUAUUCUCAGCUACUGGCCGCCAAACACGAACGAGCUGGCGACAGGGAUCAAGACACCACUGGUUGUGGUCAGUAAUGAGGGGAGAAUUAGUUUUUUUUUUAAACAUUUCAGAGUGAAUGAGUCUAUGAACCUUUUUGCCACAUUCUCGAAAGGGUAUAUUCCAUCGGGUACAGUAGGAUACAUAACCCCAAUACCCUCCUCUAUGAGAUUAGGUUCAACAGAGCUAAGUGCUUUGCGAAUGAAGUCUGUUUCGUUUGCUUCUGGAGCAAACAGCAGACCUUGUUUCGCCGUAGUGGAGAGCGUUGUACCUAGCAGCAAAACAUUCGUUGAGACUGAUAGUGCGUCCUUCACCAAUUUGAAGCGGCAGACAAUUUUUAGUUCAGUUAGUGGAGGUUUGUCGAGCAGUUUUCCUUUCAAUAUAAACGCUUUAGAUGUGGACAGCGUAGCGGAGUUGCGUUCUGGCGAUGUUAGCGAUUUCCCGUACGAGUUGAGCGAUGCUGACAUUAUAAAUGAAGUGGAGUCGGUGGAAAAUCGGUUACAUAACAGUAGGAACUCAUCAAGUGAAGGUACAAAUGAGUUUGAUGAAGAUGAUUACUGCGGUGUCCUGGACGACGACGAGGAUGUUGUAUCCGUUGGUUAUGAUAAUGAGUUCUGGGAACCGUUGAUCGAUGAGGCACUCGGUGGAUCUGAUGCCGUCGAGUUUAUGCGUCCAACGGUAGAUGGGUUUGACGGGAAAGCAGCUUCGGUUGGGCUUAUGUGCGAUGUUUUGGGCGUAGCAGAGGGUGAUGGAAAUCGUUGCAGUGGACAUGUUAGUGGUGAUGUGGUUAGCAAAUGGACGACGGGUGGUGGACAUGUUGAAGGAGAGCAUUGGUCAGCGUCAAGUGGUCGAGUAAAUGAAGUGGCGGAUAGCCUCGGUUUGGCUGCGAGCUCGCUGGUGGGUGUAGCGUACCGCCCAACGACGUGGAGGGAGACGUAUGAAGGCAUUAUUAACCCUGUGGGGAAACCGGAAGAUAUGGAGGUACCAGCGGAGGUGAGUGAAAUGGUGCUUCUGCCACCACGACGGAGGAAGGGUUCUGGUAAGCGUAAAACUACAGGCAUUCCAUCCGUUGGAGAAAUGCCAAUUACUCGGGUGAAGAAAGACAAACCAAAAUAG
Messenger RNA from Thlaspi arvense, 1344 nucleotides. Lineage: Eukaryota; Viridiplantae; Streptophyta; Magnoliopsida; Brassicales; Brassicaceae. The record is from the annotation of a GenBank genome assembly.